AUGAGAGUGCUGAGUGUUGUCCUUGUUUCGGCACUGUGUGCGUGCAUUGGAGCCGUAGGUGUGCAAGUUAAGGUUGGAGAUAGGAACUUCCCCCUAGAGGCAGUGAAGCAGCUGAAGGAACUGAUGGAUUUAGACGACUACACUAACCCUUACCUGGACGAAACAAGUGUUGCAGCCGCCUGCGCCAACCCUCUUCUGCCACAGGUCUUUCGGCCAUUGUGCCAAGUGCCAGGGACAGACAUGGUGUUCUCCAGACUAGUGUAUAUCAUCUCACCUUCGGAUCCUUGUGAAAUAUGUGCCAACCCCUCCUGCUAUGGGUGUAUGAUCUGAGGAUGCCAUCUGCUACACACCCAAGCAUAUACGUCCCCAGAGCCUCUGAGGCUCUCAUCCAACAUAGUUCUACCGCAUCUCUAUGUAUAACAUAUCCAUUGACAUCAGCAAAAGACAUCCUGUAACCAAGCAACCAAGCCCAAUGGGAUCAAGGCUAAGUGGCCAAAUUGUCAACCCACCAGAUUUUUAC
Molecule: messenger RNA, 520 nt
Organism: Scomber scombrus (Atlantic mackerel)
Lineage: Eukaryota; Metazoa; Chordata; Actinopteri; Scombriformes; Scombridae
Product: guanylin-like
Exons: 3
Coding region: 1-330 (109 amino acids)
Cellular component (GO): extracellular region
Molecular function (GO): guanylate cyclase activator activity
Source: RefSeq, a predicted model, not a curated record